This is a messenger RNA of Linum trigynum, 5776 nucleotides long. Lineage: Eukaryota; Viridiplantae; Streptophyta; Magnoliopsida; Malpighiales; Linaceae. The record is from the annotation of a GenBank genome assembly.
UAAGAUCAAAAUGGUCAGGCUCGUAUGUGGUAACGCAAGUGUUCCCAUACAGGGCGGUAGAGAUAUCCCACCCAGAGAUAGGGACUUUCAAAGUGAAUUGACACCGCCUCAAACGUUACCUUGGAGGCAAGUUUUCCUACUACUACUAUAGCAUUGUGUUGUGUAAUAACCUCGCCUUGAGCGAGUCAUAUUGUGUUUGUGUAUGCGUGUUUUUAUCUUCUCCUUGAAGCUCCAAAUCUCCUACCCCGGAAAAAAUUCCAACUUUCACUCACCAAGCAAAGCGGUAACAUCAUUCUACCCAUAUCUUAUGCCAUUGAGGGCAAUGUCGAGCUUAAGUGUGUGUGUGUGGGGGUGGGGGUGGGGGGUAGUUCAUUAUUAUGCUUGUGUGAGUGAUGCUCGGAGCCUUGAUGUAUGCGCAAAUUUGAAAUUUUGAGGGCUCCAAGCAAUGUUUGCAUGAUCAAAGUGGCCGGUGUGCGGGAAAAAUCUCGUGUUUAUUGGCAUUGACCUUGAAUUAUUGCAUGUGAUCGACUAUGUCUUAUGAUGAUGAUUGAGAGUUGCAUUAGGAUAGUGCAAAUGUUUAGUUCUCAUGUGUGAAAAAAUGAAUGGAUUUUUUGACUCAAUUAAUUGUUGAUUACAAUUGCCAUGCAUUUUGCUUUGUGAAUUAAAAUAGAUGAUUGGGUGACUAGGUAGCCAUGUGAGCUUUGAGCCAAUCAUUUUCUUCUUGUGUGCUUAGAUCUGUAACACUCCGACCUUUGGGUUUAGGUUCGACCUUAAUACGUAAAUGGUUGGAUUAACGGUUACGUACGAAGGGUUGCAACCGCGGAUUAUGAAUAACAAUAAUAAUAAUAAUAAUAAUAAUAAUAACUAUUAUUAUUAUUAUUACCAAAAAAUGUUCAGCGCCCUCAACCAUCAAUUGUGUCGCCCUCAUUAUUAUUACUAUAAUAAAAUGAGAUGGAGCCACUACCGCUCCCUGUUCCCGACCCCAUCCCCUUUCGUGUCCUAGCAUUUGCGGUGAGGGUUGAGGGUUUGAGCAUCGAUCAACGAGAAGAUCAACGUCCCAGGUCAUCCAAUCUAGUCCUAGGCACGAUCUAGAGGUAAGGCAACAAGAUUCCUUUGAGUUAGAUCAUGCGAUUUGGUGAUUUUUUCGUAAGGUUGAAAUUCUGGGGUUUUAGUGAUAGACUUUACAGGCUCUUAGUGACAGAUUUUGGGUGGUCACUAAAGUUGCAGUGAAUUUCCAAAAAUGUAUUUUUGAAUGUAUUAAGAGCGACUGUGGGUGUUGGUUUCUAGGUUUAAUAAUUAUAUAAAUUGAGUGGGUAUAGGAGAUGUCUGUGAUUUAAUUUGGGAAUUGUUAAAGAUGUAUUACUAUUUUUAGAAAUUGUUCGAAUUUUGAUUUUGAUUAAAUAAAAAUCUUGCCGAGGAUUUCUUAAAGGGUAUGAUAAUUUUCCAGGGUAUAAGUUCUCAUGAUUGACAUGGGAAAAUUAUUAUCAGAAUUUUUAAGAAGGUUCAAGUUAGGUGAAAAAUUCUUUGAAGGCAAAAUUAAUUAGGAAAAUGUGCAGUUUUUUAUGGGAUUAUUCAUAAGAAAAUUUUUAAAGGAGGUUAAGGGAUCUUGGGGAUGAGUUUUGUGGAUGGGACCUUGAGGAGAGGUGUUUUGGUAAAUAAAAAGGGGUUUUAAAUUGAGAAUGGUCAUCUAAGAAAAUGAUUUCUUAUUAAUAGGUGCACCGAGAUAAUUCGUCUAAGGAGGGAUUUCUUCGAGGAAGGAAUCGAGGAGUAAUCGUUUCGAGGUGAGUGUAAAGGGGGUAAUAUCUCAGUCUUACGUCUUUUUAUUUAAGCCUUUCGUUUCAAGUAUUAUGUAGUUAAUUUUCAAGUAUGUGCGAUAUGUGUGUGAGGCAUCCCACCAGCUACUUAAGGUGCAGGCACGCGUUGUGCUAUUUAUGAAUGUAUGAAUAUAUGAUUGUAGUAGUUGGUUAAUGGUAAAAUGAACCACGGGCGGUUGGGCCACUACUGGACGCAGUAGAUAGUCGGUUCACUGCUAGACAGCGAGACGUGACGCAACAGUUGAUCGUGUUUGUUAGGGUCACUACUGGACGGCGAGACGUAAAGCAAUAGUUGACCGGGCAUGGACUGGACGGCGAGACGUAAUGCAGUGCCAUUGCCGAGCUUGGGUAUGCAACCGGACGGUGAGACGUAACGCGGUUGGCAUACUAGGAUAGGGACACCAGACGGUGAUCCGUAACGCGGUGGUCCCUUGUGUUUGGUGUCUAUGGAGUAAGGAUAUAAGUUAAGAAAUUCUAUAAGAUAAGAUAGGAGUAAAGAUCUCUUAUACGCUGUUUUGUGAAUAAAGUAUAAGUGAUGAAAGCAAGAACGACUUUUGUCUAAGCCAAGAACCCUAAUAAUGUGUUUAGUAAGGAGUUUCUUAGAGAGAAGACCUUAGGAGGGGAAGAGGACACAUCCAUCAAGAGGAGGUUACCCGAGGAGAGCAGACGUGACAAACCUGAAGAUGGCAACUGGAUCUGGGCAAUGAGAUGGGACCUCCCAUUAUAUAUGUCUUUAGUUUCAUGUCUUAAUGAGUUUACUGGGAAACUCAAGGAUGGUGUUUUGUGUUUUAUUGCUUUGAAUUGAUGUUGCCCAUGUGUUUAGGGCAUUUUACUUGAGAAACUUAACAUUGCCGUUGUUGAUUUUUGGUUUUUACUUGUAAACCUGUUUUGGGUGGCUCCGAAGUAACCGGUUUGAAGAUUGAGUUAGGGUUUAGUUUUCAAAAAGGAUCGAGUCGUUACAUUUUGUUAUCAGAGCCGACACUCCUCUGUUUCAUGGUCUCCAAGGAAUACUGGAGUGAGGAUUUGGGUUUUCAAAGGUUGUUUUAAAGGAAAAAGGAAAUUUCAAGAAAAAUGGUUGGCCAACCGAUUUGAAAAGAUUUAUAGAGUCCCUAGUAUACUCAUGCGUGAUAAGACAAAUAAAUGGGUUCUAAUAAGGGUACUACUUACUUGCAGAUCAAGUAACGUAAUGUUAACCACGCGGCAGCUAGGCUACCCCCCAGAUUAUGCGUCUUUUCAGAGGGGAGGAGUGGUGGAUUUUGUUGGGGACCGCUCAAAGGAUGCUAGUGAAGUAGAGUAAUGGCAGGCGAAGUUCUCGCGCACAUUGACUGAAAUGAGGGCAGAUGAUGAGGGCAGGGUGCUACUGGCGAUACACCAAUGGGGAUACAACCGGGACAAGAUUCACUCCCCCCGAUGCCACCACUUUGUGAAUAAGGUGGAUCCUUCUUUCCCGUUUCAUCAAGGAAUGGAACUUGAGAGAAAGAAUUGAUUGUACUACAUCGACAUAAUGGGCUGCUUCGAAGGCUUGAUUUGAUACGCUUCCCUCUUCAUCCCCUGAGCACUCUGUGGAUAGAAAGCGGGUUGUCAGCAAGAGUGACAAAGUAUCCCUGCUCCACGAUGCAUCAUAAAAUUGGUGGUGCACCCAACCAGCCAACCAAGAGGACCCACCAGCUACCACUUAGCCAGAGUGGUGCGGGUGUUCCGUGACCACUAUGUACCAGAGGGUUACCGACUCGGAAAAAAGAGGGAAUUUUUGUUGAUCAAGCAGAGAUGGGGCAAUGAAGGAGAGGAGGGUGUUGCAGAGUACACCUUCAGGUUCGAGAAGCUGCUGCCCAACAGGGGACACCAGUUUUAGGAUGCGGCAGCUCAGGGUUCCCACUAUUUGGAAAGUCUGAAGCCUGCCCUUAUAAAGCAGUUGAGCAUGCAGGCGUGGAACAGUCGGAGGGAGAUUUAUUAGGCGGCUCUUCGGAUAGUGAAGGCUGACGUAGCUGUGCAUGAAGAAGGGAUACAGCGAGAGGCAAGCAAGAGAAAGGCAAGUAGCAUGCUAGGGUGGUCCGGCCAGCCCAGUCAAUGCCGGAAGAUGCCGAGCGAUACUAGUAGCUAUGGGGGUACUCAGAGUCAGACCGACUUGGUUUGGUCUGGUCAAACUUUCAGCAAUAGAGGUCUCUGCAACCAGUGUGGGCGGGAUCACUUAGGAGAGUGUAGGCAGCCCCCUAGGCUUUACUAUAACUAUAACGAGCAUAGGCAUUUUGCCAAAGAAUGCCCCUGGAGGGGCGGACAAGGGAUGGCUCAGUCCGAGCAGUCUAUCCGGGGUGGUGGAGCAAGGAUUCAUGUAGGACCACGGUUUGACGGCCAACCAAACUGCUCCUUCCAGAGCCAGGGAGGACGCACCGGGCGGUUGGACCGCACUGAACAGUACAGAGAUCAGAGGCCUCGAACAUGGGGACAACCGAGGGUAUUUGCCACGUGAGGGAUAGAGGGCGACUGUGGUGAUGAUGGAGGGGACGAGCAAACACACUGAUGUGAUAAUGUGGAGCAAAUGGGGAGACUGGGGAGAGGAAGUAUUUGUUUUAAGCAUAGACCGCUAGUUGGUUGUUUUCUUCGAAAGACGUUCUUUCAGUUUUUGUACUUUGUACCAAACCUAUUAAAUUAGUUCGGACCAAAAUUUCUAGGUCAAAAUUUUAUCAAGGGGGAGGGAAAUGUUAUAUCCUAGCUUGAGAAAUUUUAGGCAAACAACAAAAGUUUAAGACCAAGUAUUUAUCUUUCCGGUUUCCAAUUUCGGGGAUGAAAUUUUUAUAAGGGGGGAGAAAAUGUAACACUCCGACAUUUGGGUUUAAGUUCGACCAUAAAUACUUGAAUGGUUGGAUUAAUGAUUACGUACAAGGGGUUGCAACCGAAUUAUGAAUAAUAAUAAUAAUUAUUAUUAUUAUAUUAUUAUUACUAUUAUUAUUAUUAUUAUUAUUAUUAAUAAAAAAGGUUCAGAACCCUCACCCAUCAAUUGUGCCUCCCUCAUUAUUAUUACUGUAAAAAAUAAUAAUAAUUAUAAUAACAACAACAAGACCUACUCGGCCAAAAGGGCCGAGCGGCUAGCAAACCCCCCAUCACUUUUGUUUCUUUUGUUCCUCAGCAAAGUUACCCACUCCAGAAACCCCCGCCGCCAAUCCAAAUUUCCCCAGCACGAGGCAAGUUCCCCCAGCGCGAGUCGAAAAGAAGGAGUCACCGCCGCUCCCUGUUCCCGACCCCAUCCCCUUUCGUGUCCUAGCGUUUGUAGUGAGGGUUUGAGCAUCGAUCAACGAGAAGAUCAACAUCCCGGGUCAUCCAAUCUAGUCCUAGACACGUUCUAGAGGUAAGGGAACUCGAUUCCUUUGAGUUAGAUCGGGAGAUUUUGUGAUUUUUCGUGAGGGUGCAAUUCUGGGGUUUUAGAAUCAUACUUUACAGGCUUUUAGUGACAGAUUUUGGGUGGUCAGUAAAGCUGCAUGGAAUUUUCAGAAACGUAUUUUUGGAUGUUUUAAUUGUAUCGAGCUUCUGUGGGUGUUGGUUUCUGGGUUUAACAAUUUCAUAAAUUGAGCGGGGUAUAGACGAUGUCUGUGAUUUAAUUUGGGAAUGUUUGAAGAUGUAUUACUAUUUGUAGAAAUUGUCCAAAUGUUUACUUUAAUUAAAUAAAAAUCUUGCCGAGGGAUUCUAAGGGUUUGAUGAUUUUCCUGGGUAUAAGUUCUCAUGAUUGUUAUGGGAAAAUUAUUAUCAGAAUUUUUAAGAAGUUUCAAAUUAGGUGAAAAUUCGUCCAAUGCGAAAUUAAUUAGGAAAAAGUGUGAUUUUGAAGAUAUUAUUCUUAGGAAAAAUUUUAAAGGAGUUUAAGGGAUCUUGGGGAUGAGCUUUGAGGAUGAGACCUUGAGGAGAGGUGUUUUGGUAAAUAAAAAAGGGGGUUUAAAUUGAGAAAGGUCGUCUAAGAAAAUGAUUUCUAUUAA